Messenger RNA from Podospora anserina S mat+, 939 nucleotides. RefSeq lists its product as uncharacterized. NCBI's taxonomy places the organism in Eukaryota, Fungi, Ascomycota, Sordariomycetes, Sordariales, Podosporaceae. The annotation marks the transcript as partial. The record is from RefSeq and is a predicted model, not a curated record. The transcript has 2 exons.
UCCCAGAACUAUACGACUUGUCAAUGCGGCGGGGAAACAGACUGUCAUCCUGAGCACUUCAUCUGGACUGCUGGUCAACCCAUGGAGAGAAGGAUCAAGGGAGUUUUGUGUUCGUUGCUCCAUCAAUUGCUCGACUCCGUUGCCGAGAUGACCACCAGAAUCAGCACCCAAUAUCCCUGGACGGUCAAGAAAGGGGAGGCUCCUGACUGGAACGAGAAGGAGCUCAAGAAGGUUCUCAAAUUCGCUCUAGAGCAUCUGGGCACCGACGUCUGUAUAUUUUUGGACGGGCUUGACGAGAUCGAUGCCGGUCUAUCAGAAGGACAACGGCGACUUCUGAACCUCGUUAAGGAGCUCCAAACUCUAAACAAUGUCAAAAUAUGCGUCGCAAGUCGUCCUGAACCCCUUCUAAAAAGCGGUCUAUCCCAUGCGCCAAUGUUCAAAAUUCACGAACUCACACAUAUUUGUGAGAUGGCUGAUGGAGUGUUUUUGUGGGUUGCACUGGCCCUUCAGUCGCUAAGAAAUGGUUUAGCCCAAGGCGACAGUGUUUGGGAACUAGGCAAGCGCCUGAGAGCUUUGCCGAGAGAUUUGAAAGAUCUAUAUGCGGCGAUGUGGAAGCGACUUGGGGAUGACGAGCCUCUGUAUCGACGAGAUGCUGCAAUGUAUCUCAACACAGUUUUGGCCUGCCAGCUCAUCGAUAAUCGCAAGCCAUUAGCCAUCGGUGAAUUGCUUUUGGCAACUGACUUGAGCCUCAUGGAUCAGUUUUGCCAUGGAAGGUUAGAAACCGAGGGCCUGGAGCGAACUCUCACGAAGACAUCGGAUCAACUUGCGCGCCGAAUAGAAGUCCGUUGCGUAGGGCUCCUGGAGGUCACAGAAAACGCCAACACGCCCCUGUUUAACAGGGUUCUCUUUAUUCAUCGAUCGGCCAAAGAGUUUCUUUGA